AUGGCUUCUCGAGGAAGGUCCACGCCGUGUGGACGAUCCAUGGCGGGAAUUUUAGAUGUUCAUGUCCAUUACGCGGCAGGGCUCCCGUCAUUGUGUGACUAUGGCGAGCAGGACGUUUACGUUCGUUUCUUAUUCGGCGAACUCGAUCCCCUCUCUGGUGCCGUGUUACAGACCAGGACAGUCCGCAAGGGCGGCACGCGUCCCAUAUUCGACCAGUCGCUGCAAGUCGGAGUCCCGUCGGGCGAGCAGCGUCUCCGCUGCGAGGUGUUCAUGUCGCAGCCGCGCGGGCGCGAUCAGCUACUGGGCGCCGCGAACGUGUCCCUGGAGGAGAUUAUAUCGCGUACGGCCAAGCUCUCCAAGAAACCCGCGGAGUUCAAGCUGCUAAGCAGCAGCAGCGCGCCCGCGGGAGCACUCGUGCUCACCCUCACCUACCACGGCCGCUCCGCCUCUUCCUCUCGCCCCGCCGCGCAGCCGUCCUCCGCGCAGCCCUCCGCACUAUUCGGUGCGCAGUCCGCCGCGCAGACCGACGGACAAGCCGGCGCGGCGGCCGCGGCAGCGGCGGCGGCUGCCGGGGCGUUCUCGCGGUUUGCGUUCCCGCCCUCCCCGCAAGACUCCGCCUCCGCCGCUUCCGCCGCCGCCGCCGCGAUCGCGCUGCUCCCCGCGAAGAGAACGCCCCCCCCGCUCCCCGCGUCGUUCGCCAUGGCUGCGCCUCCACCCCUCCCCGCAUCCCUCCCCGCAUCCCUCCCUGCGUCUAGCGCCGUAGACGCGAUAGCAGCCGCGUUGUUCCCGCGGGCGCGCAUCCAAGCGCCGGCUCAGGCGCAGGCGCAGGCGCAAAUGCACCCGCAGAUGCUGACAUCACCGCAGCUGGCUUCGCCAAUGUUCCCCCCCGCCGCUUCCUCAUUUCCGCCUCCCCCUUCCCCGCCUGGCGCUACUGCGCAGGCGGCAGGGGCUUCCGCGCCGCCCCCCUCGUUUUUUAAUCCUCCCUCCUCGUUAGUGUCACAUCCUCCCGCCUCGUUAAUGUCACAUUCUUCGGUUCCAGCGGCGCCGUUACUCUUCCACCCCCAGGCCUCGUCCGCCGCCGCGCCGUCGUCGUCGCAGCGCUGGCGCGGAACGGAAGGCGCGUCACAGCUAGAAUCGAGGCGGCUAGUAACGGGGACGGAGGGAGAAAACCGCGCAGGCGGGGACUCUACAGGCGCGAAAGGGGCGGGGGGAGGUGCGCUGCGCGGUAUAGCUUCCGCGGAGUUCAGUUUGGGCGGAGCGCGGAUCGGCGGAGCGGGGAUCGGGGGAGCGGGAAUACGCGGCGCGGAAACGGGGGUAACGGCGGGGGUAGCGGGGGCGGCAGCGGAGCUGAUGACAAUGGCGCAAAACGACAGCACGCACAGGAUCCGCGGAAACCUUAGAGGCAGGACGAGCAGGCGGAGUUAUGGGGGGAAUGGGUGGGGGGAGGAUGGGGGGAACGGGAAAGACAACCCCGCCUCCCUGCCUGGAUCUCUCCGCGGGUUUGGGCAGAGCAGGGGGAGCGGAAGGGGGCAAUGGGGGGAGAAGGAAGAGUUUGAGGCGUGA
This is a messenger RNA of Closterium sp. Yama58-4, 1563 nucleotides long. The record is from the annotation of a GenBank genome assembly. NCBI's taxonomy places the organism in Eukaryota, Viridiplantae, Streptophyta, Zygnematophyceae, Desmidiales, Closteriaceae.